ACCAGCUGGGUUAGUAAUCAGGCUUUUUGUGUCUCACGAAAAAUAUACUAUCCUUGGGAAAUAAGGGAUGUAGCUAUCUGAGGGAAUAAGCUGUAAAUAUUGUUUUCACAAAUACAGCAAGUAAUGAACGCAUGUCAAGCAUGACUUGUACGCAAAAGAAGCGUGAAUCAACAUAUUACAGAUGACAGGGUGGAAGACCAUAAUGUAGCAAGCUGUGAUGCUGAGAAGACUUACACUUCAUAAAGAUAACCAGCUGAAUAUGAUCUGACUAAAGGGGUCAGCAUUACCACUAACUGUGUAAACAAAACUAAACCUAGUAUUAAGGUAUCACCUCCCUUUAUGUCAACAAGGAGAUGACCAUUGACCUUCAAGUGAGAAAGGAUACUUAAACUAGCAUGCCUAGGAAUCAAGCAAAUUGUAUUUUUCCUUAUAAAGCACAGAGACAAGGAGAGAACUGAGAAAUUUAGAGAUUUUAAUGAACUUGGCAGAGAAAAAGCUAUCUCAUACCUGAAAGCCCUUCAGCCAAUAGGGAAGAAAGUUAAAUUCUUAACACACUGCAAUAGCUGGAAUUAGAAGCUAGAGAUAUUCCCAUGUAGUAUAAGACUGAAUUUCAGUGCAGAUUUACUAAACACAGUAAGUGACACCUCAAGGUUCUGCCUCACUUGAAGUAUUAUUUCGAGAUUGGCCAUCUUUCUAGAAGGUUAAUUUAAUUUCAGCACAUUUUGGGGCCUGUUAUAGGAACUACUGAAUGGAAUUCUAAAGUGCUUUCUAACAAAUGUGUUGAUCUCUCUGAUGAUGCAGACUUGGUCCAGGGUACAGAAGCAAAAGAGAAUACUGCACUAUAAUGUCCUCACCAUCGUUGCAUGGAACUGGUUGUUAUUCUUUCUUGUUAGUUAUGCUUUGCUGUGUUUGACAGAAAUCCGAUGUAAAAGAAACAAUGAGCCUAAUUCCAUUAGAAUAUUUCUUAUAUCUUAACUGAGUCAAACGCUGGACACAUGUGACAGGAUAGGAAAACCAGGACAAUGCUUUUCAAGGGAGAGUCCCAUUAGCACUGCCAAUAGUUUUAGUGACUUUUGCCCCCACCCCUCCUCUGGGAUUUCUGUAUCUGUUGCAAAGGGGAGGACUGGGCUUGCGAUCUCGGUGUAAGGCUGGGUGUUGUGGGAUUACCGAAGUUUAGCUGGUAUACGUUGGAUCAGAUGCGUGAAGAAGUCCCUUUGAAGCGGAGUCUGGCAGGCUGGGCAGCCUGGCUGGUGAUGGAUUGUGCUCCCACUGGCUCCCUCAUCCAGGCUGCCUGCCUGGCCUUGCUGCCGGAGACUAGCGCCAGGCUAAGUUGUGCGUCUUUGGCUGAAUGUUAAUCUCUGUGCUCAGGAAGCGCAUAGGGCAAAGUAACUGGUGUUGGCACCGAUAGCUCAUUUCCAAUAAAUAUUUGUUUAAUAAGGGUUGCAUACCAUUAGGGACACAACACUUCACAGACCUGGCUACUGACCAGCUCAGCUCCACGGUCUUUGCUCUUGGUUUGGGGUGGACAGUUGAGGACACAUGAAUCUGAGCCUGGGAAAAUUCGCCUCAUCAGCAUUCAACUGUGUCCUUCUAGAUAAUCUGUAUUUGAAGUCAUGUAAUGUUUAACAGAGGAAGAUAGCAGUAUAAGCAAAGAAGAGAGAAACAGCACAACUCAUACGAGAGCAGGACCCUUCUGAAUGUAAUUAACUGCAAAAGGAGAUGAAAGCCUCCCUUCCCCUGUGUUUGCUGGUGGCUGCACUUCACCCCACCAUCUGCAGCCUGCCCCAGCCCAGGCACCACAACGGAGAGCACAAGGUGACUUACCCCCAGGAGCAGCGUCCCCACGGGGAAGAUCCUGGUGGGUCCUACCACAGGAUAGUCCCCAGCAACGCUGACUUUGCCUUCAGGUUUUACAGGCAAGAAACCACCUUUGCCCUGCUGGCCCUGGGCUCCAGAUCUGCUACCCAGACUCAGGUGCUGGAAGGGCUCGCCUUUAACCUCACCGAGAUCCGGGAGGAGGAGAUACACAACGGCUUUCGUCAUCUCCUUCUCGCACUGAACCGCCCUGACAGCCAGACGCAGCUGAGUAUGGGGAGCGCCCUGUUCAUGGACAAACACCUCAAGCCACUGAAAAAGUUUCUGAAGGACAGCAAAAAGCUGUAUAAAGCAAAAGUUAUUUCUAGUAACUUUCAGAAUUCCACUGAAGCUGAAAGUGAGAUCAAUGAUUAUAUAAAGAACAAAACCCACGGGAAGGUAAACCAAACAGUUGAAGACCUUGAUCCAGAUAUUUUAAUGGUUCUUGUUAACUAUAUUUACUUCAAAGCCUACUGGGAAAAUCCUUUCAAUAUUAAGGGGACUCAUAAGGAUUAUUUCUAUGUGAAUGAGAAGACUUCGGUCGAAGUGGAGAUGAUGAGUCGAGAUGGGUUUUAUAAAAGCUACUCCGACAGAAAGCUUUCUUGUGAGGUGGUGCAGAUUCCUUACAAGGGAGAUGUGGCGGCAUUAUUUAUCCUGCCCAACAAAGGAAAAAUGAAACGAUUGGAGGAUGCCCUUACGAAAGACACUGUGUCUAAAUGGGAAAAAUCACUUGAAAGACGGAGGAUAGAAGUGUAUAUUCCAAAACUAUCUCUUUAUGGCACCUAUGACUUAAAGAAGAUGUUCAGGAAUCUGGGUGUAACUGAUGUGUUUUCUGACCAUGCUGAUUUGUCUGGAAUCAUAGGAGAGUCUGAUCUAAAGGUUUCAAAAGCUGCUCACAAGGCCCUGCUGAAUAUCCAUGAAAAUGGCACAGAGGCGGCAGGAAGCACUUACGCAGAAUUCAUUCCUCAUUCUGUUCCUCCUGUUGUUAAAUUUAACCGUCCAUUUUUGCUGUUGGUUGUUGAUCAAUAUACUCAGAGCAUCCUGUUCAUGGGAAAAAUUAUAAAUCCUACUGAAAAAUGAGCUGUCAGUGGCUAGUUGUGUUGAAUUGAAUUGCAUUCUUCAUGUGAUUGUAUUUCUAUGUGAUUAAAAUUGUAUCAAAGCUGUUA
Molecule: messenger RNA, 3020 nt
Organism: Struthio camelus australis
Lineage: Eukaryota; Metazoa; Chordata; Aves; Struthioniformes; Struthionidae
Product: alpha-1-antitrypsin-like
Biological process (GO): negative regulation of endopeptidase activity
Molecular function (GO): serine-type endopeptidase inhibitor activity
Source: RefSeq, a predicted model, not a curated record